Molecule: messenger RNA, 1242 nt
Organism: Hyphopichia burtonii NRRL Y-1933
Lineage: Eukaryota; Fungi; Ascomycota; Pichiomycetes; Serinales; Debaryomycetaceae
Exons: 1
Biological process (GO): GPI anchor biosynthetic process; protein processing
Cellular component (GO): endoplasmic reticulum membrane; glycosylphosphatidylinositol-mannosyltransferase I complex
Molecular function (GO): mannosyltransferase activity
Source: RefSeq, a predicted model, not a curated record
AUCAGGGAAAGAAUCACUAUACUCAAUCCCGGGAGCAGCCAUGAAGGAUUCAUCGAGGAGGUUGAUGGAACGCACUUAAAGUUGAGUGGAACCGGGACGGUUGAAAGAAAAAUCACUGGGGAAUAUAAGCUACCAGACUCGAUUAAACAAGUGAGAAUUCAAAUGAAAAGACAGCAGGUUGACAGUCGGGUGUUCCAGUAUGAGUUUGGAUCAGGAUUGCAUAUCUCGGUGGUGCCCAAUACGCGGGACGAAGAGGUUUUCCACCAAGAAAUGAAUGAUUUUUUAGACCUGAUUGGGCUCCCAGGAUCAGAUGAAUGGAUAAUGUCGUACAAUUCGUUAUACUACCACACGCCCGAGGUGCGCGAUUGGACGCUUGAAGAGUAUGGUAUUGGCCGCGAAAGCGCCAUUGACAUCAACUGGAGUAAUGGGCAAGUUGUUAUUAAAACGCUUAACGAUCAGGCGGCAAAAGAGUACCAGCAAGAGACUGGGGUUAAAAAGGAGAUUGGGGUUUUUUUAAUCGAUGACGAGAUCAGCACCAAAGACGACUUAGUAUUGAGUGGGGUCAGAAUCGAAUUAAUGGGACAGGAAGAUUAUAUUCAUCGGACAUUAUUUCAUAUCAAACCACGAAUUCGCAAGAUUGGUGAAAGUAACGUUGCCCUCGUUAGCAACGGGAUGCAUCCCAAGCUCCAAACCAAUUAUGAGCACAAGCAGGACCUUGACCAGGACGUUGAUUUGGACAGUUGCCAAAAAUAUCAGUACAUGACAAUCCCCAAAGAGUUUUUCCUUGACAAAUACCAAAUCGGGAAUAGCCAACUAGUGGUUAGUUUUGGAAACCUGGAUCUCGAAAAACCAAGCUAUCUUAUCAAAGAAUGGGGCACGGAACUCUUAUUGCAAGUCCCAAACCAAUUGGCAAAUGAACUUGAAAUUCAUUCAAGGUAUCAAACCCCGAACAGUCUUGGUAAAACCACAAUUUCUUUCAACAAACCCAUCAAUUUCAUUGCAUGCGAUUUGGCCAAAGACGAAGAAUACCUCUUACAAAACAACCCCUUUGAUAAUAAACUAAGCAUCGGAGCCAAUUUCGAUAAGCUCUUCACCAAUAAAACCGUCUUCUACCUAUUUGAUCAGCCCCACGAUCAACUACAAGUGGACAUCCCCAACGCCAGACCCACCAACGUUGAUCUUAUCACCUUGUCAGUCUUGUUUGUGGGAGUGCUCAUUAUCCUCAAAAAGCUUUUGCUGAAA